AUGGCAGAGGACUCAAUGCAUCGUCAGGCAAGAUUCUGGGCAAUUGUCCUCAAUAAAUAUACCGCAUCUCAUGGGGUGACGUUUGCUAUCCACAGUAAUGAGAUCAAUGGUGGAUCCCCAACGAUAUGCGACGUCUCAAUUGAGCCAGAAACGUCUAUUGUCGACCUCCUAGCGGGUCAUUUGACGUCGACCACGUUCACUACGGCCAUGCCCAGGCAGUUCGCCUGUAAUACUGGCGUUGUUAUCGACAGGCAAGAUGGCGAAAGCAUUGAAUCUCUUCCUCCACUGCAGGUUAUUCUGCUUGCAAACACGACAUCCUCCGAAUUGUGGCUGUCAUGUUCAUCGAACAUUUCCUCGUCAUAUGCAGACAACCUCCUUUCGACCAUCGAACAGAUAAUCGAGGAAAUUUUAGAACACCCGCAUCGAGCAGUCAAAGACCUAAGUCUUUUCAGCAUCCGCAACAGUCGUCAGGUCCUUGAAUGGAACCGUCGCAUCAUGCCCAACAAUAUGGCCUCGAUGGUUGACCUGAUCCAACAACAUGCAUCGCAACGGUCAACCCACGAAGCCAUUUGUGCCUGGGAUGGUUCAUUGGCUUACGCGGAGCUUGAUAGUAUGACCACUCAGUUGGCAUACCACCUACGGACUAUGGGCAUUGGAGAGAAUGAUAAAGUGCUGCUCGGCUUUGAGAAGUCGAUGUAUGCAAUUGUCGCUUUCCUUUCCAUCCUUAAAGCAGGCGCCAUUUUUGUUCCUGUCAGUCCCGCUUAUCCUGUAGAGCGUAUGCAAGCAAUCAUCGAUGCAACUCAUCCUCGUCUUGCUCUCACCUCGCCGGAAUCCACACUGGUCUUCGAGCGUCACCAAGUUCCUGCUCUAGGCCUCAAUCAAUCUUUCAUCGCCAAGUUAUCGAUCAAGGAAGAUGAAGACCCUCUCCCUUCAUCUGACCCACAACGCGUGGCAUACAUUCUUUUCACUUCUGGCAGCACUGGUCGGCCCAAAGGUUGUGUCAUCGAACAUCAAGCGAUGGCGACUAUGAUCAGCCAAGGGCCGCCAUUUCGCAUCUACCCGUCCAGUCGUGUACUACAAGUUGCUCCGAUCAUCUUUGCCGCAUCCUCGGUUGACAUGUUCUUGCCUCUGCUUACUGGAGGGACCGUCUGCAUCGCCUCGAAACACGAUCUGAUGAACAACCUGGCAGCUACGAUGAAGCAGCUCCGGGUAACCUGGGCCUGUAUGACCCCAUCCGCUAUCACCUCUGUUGAUCCUCUGGAGCUGUCGGGACUGCAAACUCUGGGCUUGGUCGGCGAACCAGUGAGUGAUGAAUUGCUCAAUAAGUGGGCGUCUUCCGUGGAUCUUCUGUCAGGCUACGGUCUCUCGGAGAUUGUGGGUGCCGGAUGCAUCUCUUCUCUCAAGGUAGAUAUGCACCCCCGAAACAUCGGUCACUCUCCUACAGCUCAUAUCUGGCUGGCGGAUCCAACAAACAUAAACAGGCUUACACCGGUAGGCGCGAUUGGUGAAAUGCUGAUCGAGGGACCAAAUCUUGCCCGUGGGUAUCUAGAUGACCCGCAGAAGACGGCCGAUACAUUCAUCGAGGCACCGGAAUGGAUUCAAGAUUUCUAUCCUGGACGGGGUCGACGCGUCGUAAGGACGGGUGAUCUGGCUCGAUACCAUUCCGAUGGCUCCAUCGUGUAUGUCGGCCGCAAAGACACGCAAGUUAAAAUACGUGGGAAACGAGUCGAGCUGGGAGAGGUCGAAAGCAUUAUUCGCCUUCAUCAAGCACCCGGCGACAUGGUAAUUGUGGAAGCGGCAGCUCCGCUGGACGGGGAUGGCACUCCAAUGUUAAUCGGUUUCAUCCACACUUCUGGGUCCUCCGAAGGGGGAUUGGCGGAUUCCACCUCGCUUAUAGGACUACCGAAUCAAAUUUUUCAGGAGGAGACGUCGCGUCUCGAUCUGCUGGUUCGCGCAGCAUUACCGGAGUAUAUGAUACCCAGCGUGUACAUGGCACUCAAUCGCAUUCCCAAGACUGCCUCUGGGAAAACCGACCGUCGCGCGUUGCGGCUCGAGGUCGCCAGCAUGUCUAGGCAACAGAUUGAAGCCUACCACGAUGUGGGUAAUAAACCACAGGUUCGACCUCGUACUGAUGCAGAAAAUUCUGUACACGGGCUGUUUUCUCAAAUCCUGAAGCGUGAUCAAGACUCCUUUGGAAUUCACGACCAGUUUAUCCGAUUGGGCGGGGAUUCUAUCAAGGCGAUUCGUCUCGUUCAGCUGUGUCGAAAGUCUGGGUUAGCUGUCAAUGUUGCUGACAUUAUGGAACCUGGCACAGUGGCUCAACUCGCCCAGAUGGCCAAUCGUUUGCCAGAGCCUAUCCUUAGAAGUGAUAGAAGACAAGUGGAAGUCCCUAGUGCUGCCGUAACGGAGCAUUUGAUUAACUUCGGUGUUGCCGUUCAAGAAGUGGAAGCGAUGAAUCCGUGCUCCUCGAUGCAGGAUGGGAUUUUAAUUAGCCAGCUGAAAAACCCUCAGCAGUAUGCGCUGCGAGUUUUGUAUGAAGCCCGGCUGUCCAGCACCUCGUCAGAAAUAGACCUCGGCCGACUUCAAACGGCGUGGCAAUUACUGGUUCGGAGCCACCCUAUGCUGCGGACAAUCUUUGUGACCAAUGUGACACCUAGUGUGUUUGCGGUGCAAGUCCAGUUGAAGAGUGGUUCCAUACCUCGGAUCCAUGGAAUUAACGACAACUUGAAACCGGGCGAUAUUCUCGAUCAGCGCCGGGAGUGUCAGCCCCCGAGCGCGCUGCCUCAAUUUGAUCUACACGUCGCUCCGAGUGGGCGGGUUAUCAUUGAGCUUGAACUGUCUCAUGCAGUUGUUGAUGGCAUGUCCAUGUCGAUCAUAAUUCGAGAUUUGUGUAGGCUUUACGGCGAUACAAGUCCCUCUCUCUCAAUCUUCAACUUUGCCGAUCAUGUCGAAUACCAACGAAAGGUAUCUACGGAUGAUUCUGUGUCCUACUGGAAGCAAUAUCUCGAUUGCAUGGUCCCAAGCCAGUUCCCCACAACCAGUGAUGGUUCACCAGGCACGUCGAGAGAAUCCAAUCAAACGUCUCAAUUCAAGGCUGUGUCUGUAGACGUUGGCCCAGCUGCAGAGUAUCGAAAGUUUGCCCAAGAUACCGGGACAACCGUGGCAAACAUCGUAAAGCUAGCAUGGUCUCUUGUUUUGCAUGUAAUGUGCCGCACAGACGACGUAUGUUUCGGCUAUCUUACCACGAGCCGUGACGCGCCUAUUGAAGGCGCGCUAGAAGGCGUUGGGCCUCUGAUCAACUUACUGGUGUUUCGGCAGCAGCUUGGUCGUGAAUCCACCGUGGCACAAGUCUUGCAAUCCAUUCAAGCCGAUUUCAUCUCUAGUCUGCCUCACAAAGCUGUGUCUUUGAGCGAUAUUCGCCGGGCUCUAGACUUUGCCAGUGACGAGGUCAUGUUCAACACCUGCAUCAGCCAUUUCCCCGUCACCGCCCCCGAUGAAGCCGAUGACUUGCCGAUACUACUUCACGAAGUGGAGCGCCAAGAUCCCACCGAGUUUGAUAUUUCCCUCGAGAUCAUGGAGUCGGAGAAUGAAAUCCAAUCAAGUAUCAAGGCGUAUACUGGUGUGGUUUCACUAGAGCGCAUGGAGCGAGUGGCGGCGCUGUUUGAACACUUGAUGAAGACCCUCCUCGGGAACUCGAGUCGCACAAUAGGAGAGCUUGGGGUGGUUCCUGAGAAGGACUGUGCCACAAUUGGACAUCUGAACAGGAGUAUCACACAGCCUCCUAUUGAACAAUGCGUUCACGAUAUCAUCUUGCAGCAGUGCCAGAAUCGUCCUACAGCACCGGCUAUUUGUGCCUGGGAUGGAGACUGGACCUAUGGCGAUUUAGAUCGCUUUUCUUCAUCUCUAGCCCAACAGCUACAGUCACAGGAUGUUGUGCCUGAGAUUUUCGUGCCAGUUUUAAUGGACAAGAGUCGCUGGGUUCCCAUUGCCGUACUGGGAAUCCUCAAAGCCGGAGGAGCUUUUGUCCUUCUCGAUCCCACACAGCCAAUCCAGCGACUCCAAGAUAUCUGCAUUGAUCUGAAGCCCAAUACCAUCUUGGCGUCGCCAGAAUACCGUGCCACUGCCGCUGCCCUUGUCAGCAGCGUUGUCGUGGUUGGAAACGACCAGUCCCCUACUCUUGAGGUUGCCGAGCUCGACAAGGUUCCUAAGGUAGCAGUACACCCACGAAAUGCAGCGUAUGCAGUCUUCACUUCCGGAUCCACGGGAAAGCCAAAAGGAGUUGCGAUUGAGCACCGUUCCCUGUGUACUAGUGCAGCUGCGAUGAUGGAGCACUUGCCCUUGAACAUCGACACGCGAAUGUUUCAAUACGCUUCACAUGCGUUCGAUGUGAGCGUUUUAGAUCUCACCGUAUGUCUUAUGGCUGGAGGUUGCCUAUGCAUACCAUCAGCUGAGGCCAGACAAAAUCGCCUAACGGAAAGUCUCAACGAUUUUUCUGUCAGCCUCGUCGCCCUAACUCCAACCGUCACUCGAACUAUACAGCCAGAGCGCUUGACGUCCCUCAAAACCUUGAAAGUUAGCGGUGAAGCGCUAUCGUCCUUUGACAUUCAACGGUGGAAGAGUGCAGCCCCUCAUAUUCAGAUCGUCAACAUGUAUGGGCCCGCAGAAUGUACAAUCAACGUCACGGUGCAAGGUCCUAUUGGGCCGACAUCCUAUCCUUCGAACAUUGGGUAUCCGAUGUCUAGUGCCACCGCAUGGGUGGUUGAUUCCGAGAACCACAACAGACUGCUUCCCAUGGGAGCUGUGGGAGAACUAGUGAUACAAGGCCCUGUAGUGGGUCGUGGCUACCUCAACCGCCCUGAGCAGACAGCUGCAUCAUUUAUCCCGCCGCCAAGUUGGUUAUCACAAUUCAAACCGGUGGCAGCCGAUGAUGAGAGACUGUACAAGACUGGGGAUCUUGUUCAGUACGCUGCAGACGGCUCGAUGCAUUACAAGGGACGCAAAGACUUCCAGGUCAAGCUUCGCGGACAACGACUUGAACUAGGUGAAGUUGAAGCGCAACUUCGUUGUGUGUUCCCCGAUGCCUCUGAUGUAAUCGCCGAGGUAGCAUCUUUGAACCAAGGCAAAACGACAGCCCUGGUUGCGUUCAUCCAUCAACCAUGCUGGGGUAAUAACCCGGACUUAAUUACGUCUUCGGGAACCGGGGUUGACGACUCCAAUUUUGGCUUACUGCACGCUCCUUGUGAGGCAUUCGAUCAGGCAGUCGCGCAAGCGAAAGUUACGCUGGCUGCCGCUCUUCCAAGCUAUAUGGAACCCAGCAUCUAUUUACCGCUCGUUCAGAUACCCAGAUCUCGGAGUGGUAAAGCUGACCGCGGCCAGUUACGGCAGAUAGUCAACACUGGACUCCAUGAGCGCUGGACAGGUGAUGCCAGCACAGUGACGAUUCCCCAGAGAAGACCAAAAACCGAGAUGGAAGUUAUUUUGUGCUCUGCUGUUGCUGAUGUUCUAGGUCUGUCGGAGGCAGAUAUCAGUGCAGAGGACAGUUUCUUCCGCCGUGGAGGCGACUCAGUCGCAGCGAUGAUGUUGGUUGGAAGUUUACGAGAGCAGCGUUGCCAUCUCACGGUUGCGGACAUAUUCGAGCAUCCUCGGUUGGACAUUCUGGCUACCAAAAUGCAUCGAGCGCUUCCCUCAAGUGUUGUCAAGAUCCCGCUACCUUUCUCUCUCCUUGGAGACGAUACAAGCUCCCAUCAAGCGGUUAUCGAACAAGCAAUGAAACAGUGUACCGCUGCACAAGACGAAAUCGAGGAUAUUUACCCCUGCUCACCACUCCAACACGCGUUCUUCCUCUUCAGUAGUACCCGCGAGGAGGGCACCCUGAUUGCACGGUUUGCGUACAGUCUACGACCAGAAAUAAACCUUGAUAGGCUGCAAAAGGCCUGGAGCGAGACCACGAAGGCGCACCCGAUGUUGCGAACGCGAAUCAUCCAAGUCGACGGUAAAUCCAGCCUACAUCAGGUGGUUCUCCGUCGCACAACAGACAUCGAGUACUACGACUCGGAUGAGCCAAACUAUGCCCCUGACCUGCCAAUUGAAGUUGCGCCUGGUAAUCCACUACUGAGAAUUUCUGUGGUGCGCCGGUCAUCAUCCGCGCAACAGCAACACCGGCUUGUUAUCAGCUUGCAGCACUCCCUCUACGACGGAUGGUCUCGAGCAUUAUUCAUGCAAGAGCUUGAGCGAGCCUAUUUUGGCCUUGCCUUGCUUCCUUUGCCUGUCUCCUCAUUUAUCGGACAUCUAGACCAGGCCAAUGAAGGAGCCAGGCAGUUUUGGACAUCAGAGCUGAUGGAUCUUCGGAGUACAAUAUUCCCUCAAAUUCCCUCAGCCUACACUCCUCAUCCAAGUGCCACCUUGGUUCGAAAUGUCGCUAUUCCGAAACUCGCAUCUCCCCAGAUUACCCUAUCAACCAAGAUUCGGUGGGCAUGGGCCCAGGCCAUAUCGCUCCAGACUAGCAACUCCGAGGUAGCAAUGGGCCUAGGAACAGCCGGACGAGGGACUCCAGUUGCAGGAAUCGAGAAGAUGGUCGCGCCAACAAUGGCCAUCUUCCCCUAUCGGCUUCACAUCAACCCUAAACAGAGAGUUAUCGACGCUCUUCAUGACUCCCAACAUCAUUAUAGCCAAAUCUUGCCACACGAGCACUACGGCACGCCAAAUAUCUGUCGCGUUGCGACAGGCCCGACGUCUCCCGCCGCGAUCCAAACGCUUUUGAUUGUUCAACCACAAGCGGAACAGAGUCCUUCCUCACUGUAUCUUGAAGAAGAGAUGCUUCCUCAGACGGGGGCCUUCCAUGUGCGUGCACUGACGUUGCACUGUCACCUACAAGAAACGUCCGUCGAGACUGUCGCCUGCUAUGACGACAAGGUCAUUUCGGAGAAGGAAAUGCUUCGAGUACUUUCUAUGUUUGAUUUGAUCUUUGAGCAGGUCUGUCAGGAGCCUAGUAUACUUGUUGAGGAGUUGAAGGUGGUUCCAGCUCAGGAGUAA
This is a messenger RNA of Penicillium arizonense, 7032 nucleotides long. RefSeq lists its product as uncharacterized. Gene Ontology annotation, molecular function: phosphopantetheine binding; catalytic activity. The transcript has 2 exons. Gene Ontology annotation, cellular component: cytoplasm. Bases 1 to 7032 code for a protein of 2343 amino acids. The record is from RefSeq and is a predicted model, not a curated record. NCBI's taxonomy places the organism in Eukaryota, Fungi, Ascomycota, Eurotiomycetes, Eurotiales, Aspergillaceae. Gene Ontology annotation, biological process: secondary metabolite biosynthetic process; amino acid activation for nonribosomal peptide biosynthetic process.